This is a messenger RNA of Marmota flaviventris (yellow-bellied marmot), 429 nucleotides long. Lineage: Eukaryota; Metazoa; Chordata; Mammalia; Rodentia; Sciuridae. The record is from RefSeq and is a predicted model, not a curated record.
GCCAAUGUCCUGAUCCACCCCUUCUGCUUGCAUCCUGACAUGAUCUGCCUGCCCUGUGGAGAUACCACCAUCAACAGCAUGUAUGGUGUCUUUGUCGUCAUUGCUGCCUUUGGUAUAGAUUCAGUGCUCAUCCUCCUCUCCUAUGUGCUCAUUUUGCGCUCUGUGCUGGCCAUUGCCUCCAAGGAAGAGAGGCUCAAGACACUUAACACAUGUGUAGCACAUAUCUGUGCUGUGCUCAUCUUCUAUAUACCCAUGCUUUGUGUGUCAAUGGUUCAUCGAUUUGGGAAGCAUGCCCCUGAGUAUGUGCCCAAGUUCAUGUCCUUGAUCUAUCUUUUUGUUCCUCCAAUGCUGAACCCAAUUAUCUAUUCUAUCAAGACUAAGGAGAUUCGCAAGAGGCUACACAAGAUGCUUUUUGGACCCAAGCUCUGA